AUGAGGCACCUGGGAAGCGUUAUAUGGUUGUUGUUUGGCGCUGUGGCUUGGGUGGGAUGGAGCGUGGGAUCGCCGGUGACGUUUGAGCUCCGAGCAGGCAAAGAGGAGUGCUACUACCUCCUGCUGGAGGGCGAGGCAUGCUCCGUGACGUACUACUUUGCGGUGCAGCAGGAUAUGCACCAUCUGUUUGAGGUGGACUACCGGAUCACGGGGCCGGAGGGGGUGGUGACGGAAGCACGGGCCAAGCAGGGCGAGUGGCAGUUUGAGGCCGGGGGCGGGGAGUACGCGUUCUGCCUGCGCGCGCACAGCGGUGGAGACCAGGUCGUGGACCUGGAACUGGUGGGCGAGUGCGGGGUGGGGCGUGGGGCGGCGGCGGAGCCGGGGUUUGCGGAGCGGCUGCGCGAUGCGCUGGACCAAAUCGAGCGGCGGCUGAAUAUCUUGCAGCAGCAGCUGCAGUACUACCACGGGCGCAACCUGCGUAGUCACGCGACGGUGCACGCGACGGUGCAGAAGAUGCCGGCGCUGUCGGUGUACUCGCUGGUACUGAUUGCGGGGCUGGCGUGGGCGCAGGUGGUGGUGGUGAAGAUACUGUUCGGGUGCUGGGCACGGUAG
This is a messenger RNA of Eremothecium gossypii ATCC 10895, 612 nucleotides long. RefSeq names its product Erp3p (gene ERP3). The record is from RefSeq and is marked provisional. Lineage: Eukaryota; Fungi; Ascomycota; Saccharomycetes; Saccharomycetales; Saccharomycetaceae. Gene Ontology annotation, biological process: protein retention in ER lumen; intracellular protein transport; Golgi organization. The transcript has a single exon. Gene Ontology annotation, cellular component: endoplasmic reticulum-Golgi intermediate compartment; COPII-coated ER to Golgi transport vesicle; Golgi apparatus. Bases 1 to 612 code for a protein of 203 amino acids.